Physella acuta is the source of this 408-nucleotide messenger RNA. RefSeq lists its product as uncharacterized. The record is from RefSeq and is a predicted model, not a curated record. Lineage: Eukaryota; Metazoa; Mollusca; Gastropoda; Physidae.
AUGUCGUUUGAGCAGCCUCCCAAACUUUGUGGCCAGUUUGAGCAGCCUCCCAAACCUUGUGGCCAGUUUAAGCAGCCUCCCAAACCUUGUUGCCAGUUUGAGCAGCCUCCCAAACUUUGUGGCCAGUAUGAGCAGCCUCCCAAACCUUGUGGCCAGUUUGAGCAGCCUCCCAAACUUUGUGGCCAGUUUGAGCAGCCUCCCAAACUUUGUGGCCAGUUUAAGCAGCCUCCCAAACUUUGUGGCCAGUUUGAGCAGCCUCCCAAACUUUGUGGCCAGUUUGAGCAGCCUCCCAAACCUUGUGGCCAGUUUGAGCAGCCUCCCAAACCUGAUCGAUUUUCUCCGCGUAUCCUGUGGCACAUGUUAAAAUAUAAUUCAUUCCCCACUACAUUAGAUUCUAAUCGCCAUUAA